This is a messenger RNA of Leptosia nina, 1389 nucleotides long. Lineage: Eukaryota; Metazoa; Arthropoda; Insecta; Lepidoptera; Pieridae. The record is from the annotation of a GenBank genome assembly.
AUGACAUCUCGUAAGCGUGUAUUUGAAUUACUAAGAACAAUCAAUGUCGCUGCAUGUCAGUGCCCAGCUCAUGGCUUUAGAGGGAACAUACAAGUUACUAAUAGUACUCCAGAAAAGGAUUAUGCUUUUGAAAUUAAAUGUUCAACUGUUAGAUAUGGUUUGGGAGUUACAAAAGAGGUCGGUCUUGAUCUAGUCAACCUCGCAGCCAAAAAUGUUUGUGUUAUGACUGAUCCAAAUGUAGUGUCCCUAAAGCCUACAAAGGCUGUGCUGGAUUCUCUAACAAAGUAUGGAAUCAAUUACAAGGUGUUUGAUGAAGUACGGGUUGAACCAACUGACUCUAGUUUUAAAGCUGCAAUACUGUUUGCAAAGAUGGGAAACUUUGAUAGUUUUGUGGCCGUUGGAGGUGGCUCUGUAAUGGACACCUGCAAAGCUGCAAAUCUAUAUUCUUGUGAUCCGGAAGCUGAUUUCUUGGACUAUGUCAAUCAACCAAUUGGAAAAGGAAAACAGGUUACUGUCCCGCUCAAGCCUUUAAUAGCAAUACCAACAACAAGCGGAACAGGCAGUGAAACUACCGGAAUGAGUAUAUUUGACUAUGAAAAAAUCAAAGCUAAAACGGGUAUAGCAAAUGCAGCCCUGAGGCCUUUGCUGGCUCUUAUUGACCCAUUACACACACUAACUGUUCCGCGAAACGUCGCCAUUUAUUCUGGUUUCGACAUCUUUUGCCAUGCCCUGGAGAGUUUUACGGCAAUCCCAUAUACUGAACGAGGUCCAGCUCCAGCUAAUCCUGCGUUGAGGCCUGUUUAUCAAGGAAGUAACCCCAUCUCUGAUGUCUGGUCAAGAUUUUGUUUACAGGCUCUCGCUAAGUACUUUACGCGGUCAGUAAAUAACGCAGAUGACUUAGAAGCCCGUUCGAGUAUGCAUCUUGCUGCUACGAUGGCAGGUGUGGGCAUCGGUAAUGCGGGUGUGCACCUGUGUCAUGGAUUAGCAUACCCUAUUGCCGGAAAUGUUAAGAAAUUCGUGCCAGAUGAUUAUGGGAAGGACCCUAUAAUUCCCCACGGUCUGUCCGUAGUAGUCACAGCUCCAGCGGUAUUUCGCUUCACCGCACAAAGUGACCCGGACAAACAUUUAGAAGCAGCCAAUCUUCUUGGCACAGAUACAACGGGUCGGAAACAAAAUGACGCUGGCAGGAUCCUUUCUGAUACUAUUUUAUCGUAUAUGGAUAAAAUGGGCAUUGGUGAUGGAUUGUCCAGCCUCGGUUACUCUAUCCAAGAUAUACCGGAGCUUGUAAAGGGAGCGUUACCCCAGCACCGUCUGUUGAAAUUAACACCACUGCAACAGUCUGAAGAAGACUUGUAUAAACUUUUAGAAGAUUCCAUUACUAUUUAUUAG